AUGGAACAAGAAAUGGCAGAACGUGAACUUGUCCGAGAAUUAUCACGACGAGCUCGAGCCGUACCAGUUGAAGUUGAACAACGAGAAAGGAGGUCAUCCGAGAAGAAAUCCUAUCCACGAAACUGCUACUUUUCACCAAUACAAUGCCUGUUUACACGUUCUUGA
Molecule: messenger RNA, 165 nt
Organism: Haemonchus placei
Lineage: Eukaryota; Metazoa; Nematoda; Chromadorea; Rhabditida; Trichostrongylidae
Source: the annotation of a GenBank genome assembly